AUGCUUCUUCGGCCAAAUACGAUAUACAAGUGGGACCUGCACUAUGAGCAAGCUGUGCGAAAAACCGCUUCUUUUUUGUCGAUCGAGCCGCUUUCCCUCAUUCCACUCGUCCAGCCCUCUUCACGAACUUGUACAAUCGAUGCCACAAAGAUAGCCAACUCUAUUAUCAAAGAAAUAAGGAAAGGGGCGACAAUUUGGCACCAGAUAUCCGGAGGUGUGGAAAGAGCAGCUGUGAGAAGCGGAAAAACCAUCAAAAAACGACGAGAGUUCGUGGAGGUUUCUACAGAAAGAUCCCUUGGUUCUGGCAAACGGAUCACAAUUACAGGUACCUGGGAGCAUACCGAUGGAAUGAACGAAAUACGAACAGUUAACAUAAUAUGGUCAUAG
This is a messenger RNA of Capsicum annuum, 387 nucleotides long. Lineage: Eukaryota; Viridiplantae; Streptophyta; Magnoliopsida; Solanales; Solanaceae. The record is from the annotation of a RefSeq genome assembly.